Messenger RNA from Pleuronectes platessa (European plaice), 3780 nucleotides. RefSeq names its product FA complementation group C (gene fancc). Gene Ontology annotation, cellular component: Fanconi anaemia nuclear complex. The coding region runs from base 235 to 2034 and encodes 599 amino acids. Gene Ontology annotation, biological process: interstrand cross-link repair; cellular response to oxidative stress; nucleotide-excision repair. The transcript has 15 exons. Lineage: Eukaryota; Metazoa; Chordata; Actinopteri; Pleuronectiformes; Pleuronectidae. The record is from RefSeq and is a predicted model, not a curated record.
CACGAUGACGUGUACGCGGCUCUCAGCCAAUAGUCUUCCUCCAUACACGGAAGUCCGAGAGAAGAGGGAAGUUCGGUUUGUAUACAACUCCGAUCGAGCGCCUUGUUUUCUCGUGUGAAGACACGAAGAGUGAACGGAUGUAGCGGACUCCUCCUGUGUGGAGACUGCGGUUUGACGUCCUGUCCACAUGAUCUUUCUUUGCCCCUGAGUAAAUUCACCUGGACAAGGGGCCCAAUGUCUCUGCUGCAACCAGCCAUCCAGCUCCAGCACACGACAGAGCCGCUGCCGAGUGUCCAGGAGGAGCUACAGUUCUGGAUGGACAAAGCGGUUGCUUGGGGCCAGGCUGACAGUCCAGACACUCAGAGAGACACCAGCCUGCACUUGAGAAGAUUAAGCAGUUACCUCCAGGAACUGCUCUCACAUAUCAACACUGUGAGAUCCACGACAGAAACCAUGAAGCGGCUGCCCCUCCUGGGACAGCUCCUUGGCCGACUGUGCUGGAACCCUCACGUUACCGCUGAUGAUACGAGCAGAGGGCUGCUGUUCCAGUGUCUGUGGGGACUGUACUCAGAGGAGCCGAGUGAUGCUGUGGAAAGAAAAGCCAACCAGUGGAUACGGAGAGUGCUGUGUCAGCUUUCUACAGAAGAAGAUGAUGCUGCGGCGGAGAAAUUAAUGAAGCGUAUGGGUGUACCACCAAAAGAGUACCAUCUCAAAGUGCUGACAAAGAUGGUGACAGUGCUGCAGGAAAACAUUGGAAAGAGCUGUAGUUCUCUGGGAAACAUAAAUCAGAGGUGUUCAUGUGACAUCAUCCUGGCUACAUCCGAGGCGUGUGUCCCUCUGGUCUCUUGUCCGGAGGCCGCCCCUCUCAUUGGUGCUCUGCUGCAGCGUCCAGCGACUUGUGUCAGAGCAGCUCUGAGUGAAGACUUCCUGGAGGCGCUGAGCUCUGCCUUCUCCAGAAAGGUCUUGUCAUUGGAGGAUCAGGCUGUCGUCUCUCUGUGGAUUCACAGUCUGUCCAGCCUGGAAGAGGCCGUGCUCAGUCUCCUGGAGUCUGUUCUGAGCAACACGGGGUCGACACCACAGAGGAUGGUGCAGCAGGUGUCACAGUCUCUGCUGCCUAAAGCCUGUGCACAGCACUGCUCAAUAUUUUUAGUUGUUAAUGACAUCUUCAGGUCGACCCUUAAACAAUCUGAAGGAAACAACUCUGUUAAAUCUCUUAUCCAAACAUUCACCAGCUGUUUCCUGAGGGAAGUGGCCCUGCUGCAGCCUCAGAAGUGUGUGUCUCUGAAGGCUUUCUUCCCACAGUCACCUCAGAGUGUGUUGGUUCCUCUGUUGACCCUGCCGUCAGAGAUGCCUCCGGAGGCUUGGAGCCAUCACCUGAACUGGCUCAGCAGCUCAUUACAGAGACUGACAGAGGAGGAAGAGGAGGGAGACGGCCGCAGCAGCACCAGGGGGCACCAGAGGGUGUUCGAGGCCUGGUUCCUGCUGGUCCAGUGUGCUCACUGGGUGCAGGUGAGCGUCCAACUCCUGGGGACAAACGGGCUGGAGGACCGUGGCCCCCUCCUGUGGCUGCUGACCUUCUACCACCACCCCACCAACAGGGGGCACCACAGGGAUCUACAGCUGGUACAGGCCGGAGAGGCGUGGCUCCACCUCCACGCCCUCUUCUCGGCCCCCCCCCAUCCGGCUCCUGCUGACCGCCAGCAGCUGUUGGUCGCUCUGCUGUCACCAGGACCUCAGCGACCGGCCCUGUGUCCGUCACUGGUCUUCAGCCUCUUACUCAACUUUGCAGUUUUUUCCCACCAGCCGCUGAGCUGCUCGACACAGGUUUUACACACGGUGGUGCGUCGGUCUGGUCUGGUGGAAGAAGCAGCGUGUGCUCUCCGCUCACUGGAGCUCCGGCUAAGUGCAGGAAGCUGCUCAUCAAGCGACGCUACCAGAGUUCACCUCAGGAUCGAGGCCCUUCAGAACACACUAACACAUAUGCAGGCAGCAUGGAGCCCUGCUGAGAGCCAGACACACACUCACACACUCUGAAGGAGGUGAGAGCGCAUAGCUACACACAUACACACACAUUAAUACAAACAACCACACAGCAGCGAGUUCCUCCUCAGCUCAGGGGCUUUUCAGGGCACGUCUGCAGAAUGACAAAUAGCCUCACUCUUGUGUAGAUGUGCUUGGGACAAUGACAGGAAUGUGUCAGAACACAGCUCAGCAAGGACAGAUUAUGUGGAGUGUGCAAUUAUAUGCGCACACAAACACACACUACAACUACAAGGCCCACAAGGACAUUUGAGAAGUGACAGAUCACACUGCAAAGAAGCAGCAGCGGGUACAGCGUGUCAGAGUCCUCCCACUCAUGUAAUUGUCUCACAAAAUAAAUCCUUCACGCUACACACACACACACACACACUUCAAGGCAUUCAUGUCUGAAGGAAACUGACACCAAAUGCCACUUACCUUUGUGCCAAAAUGUGUUAAAUAUGAGACAUUACAUUGCCGAGUUAAUGAUAAACAGUUAAUAAUGAAAUGUAAAUCCGCUUAUUUUUGGAUGUACAUUCUCUGGUGUUUUCAAUUAUUAUAAAAACUGUCUGUCCAUGGCAUUUAAAAUAAAUAAAUACACAUUUAAACUACUUCUAUUGAAGUACACUAUUCCUGAUUAAGCUUCCACAUAACUACUUCAUAAUAUUGUUUAUACCGUCAAUAGUUUAGGGCGACAACUGAUAAUCGUCUCCUCUGCUGGUGAAUCUGUGGAUUUGUUCUCCCAGAGUGGAAAGUAUUUAAUUUACUCAAAGAAACGCAGUAAAUUCUCUCAUGUGAGAACCUGCUGAUUCUGGUACAUGUUGUACUUUGUGAUGAGGUCAUAUGAUUUGAGUGGUUUUGUAAGAUUUGUUCUUGAAAUAAAAAAAUGUGCUCAAGUUGGGAUUUAUUACCAAAGAUCUUCAUAAGCUUGUUUCCUUUUUUUAUUUUAUUAAUCCUCCACUGUCCUCAAUGUUUAGAUGUGAUCGACUUUGGAUCCCCUCAGCGAUGGAGUGGACUCCAACAGGGUUAGGGAUAAACUCAUGAAUCCAAAGUGAUCCCAUCAUCCGUGUAGAACAGGAAGAUGUAGACCUGCUCUAUGAUUGAUUAUUGUUAUAGUCAAAUUUGAAACUGAUUAGAUUCUAGUGGUCAAAAGUGAAGGUAAACCACGACCUCACUCAAAAAACCCUUGCUACCUUUUAUUACAUUUCUUUAUAAAACCUUCAUGACAUGAGGUGUUGAUACUAGUUUAUAAAAGCAUUAAACAUCCAGUGAUAAGCAUGUAGGUGUUUAUGAAAUGAGAAUCUAGAUAUUUGAACCUUUGCAAAUAAAAUCAGGCAGAAAUCUUCAACUUUAACUCCUUCAGACACGGACUGAGCUUAAAAAGUCACAGGUUCAAGAAAACAAUUUUUUAUUUCAACCCGAUUGUAAAAAAAAACUCACUUGACAUCACGCAGGGAAAACAUCUUGUCAUUAUUAUAUUUACACAGCAGUUACAGAACCGUCACAUGGACGUAUAGAAAACGUCCUGAUCCUUGUCAAGUGUUUAUUUUCCAGUGUCGUUACAGCCCAGAGAGAAGUGAGGUCAUUUGUUAUGUAUGAAAACAUUAUUCACCUGGAAGGUUUUCCAGUCUAAACUCCAGAACCAGAUCGUGGCUGUAGACUAAACAGACAUGAAUUCACACCUACACACAGACUCACACACACACAGACACACACAGAGAAACUAGCUGAGACGCAGCUGCUGAGGUCGGGGGUGCAGUA